Patella vulgata (common limpet) is the source of this 3645-nucleotide messenger RNA. Its product is annotated as glycine--tRNA ligase. Gene Ontology annotation, molecular function: glycine-tRNA ligase activity; ATP binding. Gene Ontology annotation, biological process: mitochondrial glycyl-tRNA aminoacylation. The record is from RefSeq and is a predicted model, not a curated record. The transcript has 17 exons. Bases 43 to 2262 code for a protein of 739 amino acids. Gene Ontology annotation, cellular component: cytoplasm; mitochondrion. NCBI's taxonomy places the organism in Eukaryota, Metazoa, Mollusca, Gastropoda, Patellidae.
UUUUUCAUCUGAUGAGGAGAGCGUGGCAUAUUGACUAUUCUGAUGAAACAGUUGUCGCGUUUAAUUCAGUGUGUAUUUAGUAGUAGGACAGCUGUGUUGUCGUUCAGAUCACUAACAUAUUCGUGUAUUCUCCAGAAAAAGGAAUCGGCAAACAACGAACUUAGUUCAGAUUGGGGAAGAGGAAAGAGAGCCGAGAAGCGUCAGAAUUUUAUCCGAAAGUUAAUCAUGGAUAAUCCAGAAAUUGAGACAACUUUAGCCCCUCUCAGAGUAUCUGUUAAGGAACAGGGUGAUUUGGUUAGAAAAUUAAAAGAAGAAAAAGCUCCAGAUUUAGAUUUACAGCGAGCUGUAGCUGAGUUAAAAAUACGCAAAAGAAACCUUGAAGAAACAGAACUGAAAUUGACACCAAAAGAUGAUUUUGAUAGACACAAGAUGGAGGACUUGCUCAAACAGAGGUUUUUCUAUGACCAAUCUUUUGCUAUAUAUGGAGGUGUUAAUGGAUUAUAUGAUUUUGGACCAAUGGGUUGUGCUAUGAAAGCAAACUUGUUACAGCUUUGGAGAAAGUUUUUUGUUUUAGAAGAGCAGAUGCUGGAAAUAGAGUCAGCAAUGUUGACGCCUGCUCAAGUUUUAAAAGCUUCAGGUCAUGUUGACAGAUUUCAAGAUUACAUGGUUAAAGAUUUAAAAAAUGGUGAAUGUUUUAGAGCAGACCAUUUAAUUGAAGCUUACUUAGAAAAAUUAUUAACUGAUAAAAAACUGUCAGAAGAUAAAAAAAACGAAGCAAGAAAACUUUUACCAAUGAUUGAUGGUAUGAAUAUGAAUGAUAUGAAGGAAACAUUAAUUAAAUAUAACAUGAAGUCACCAGUAACUGGUAAUGAUCUCUCUGAUCCAAUAGAAUUUAAUCUUAUGUUUGCUACGUCCAUUGGACCAACUGGACAAUUAAAAGGAUUUUUACGUCCAGAAACAGCUCAGGGUAUCUUUGUUAACUUUAAAAGACUUUUAGGUUUCAAUUCUGGCAAACUGCCUUUUGCUGGUGCUCAGAUAGGAAAUUCAUUUAGAAAUGAAAUUUCUCCAAGAUCGGGUCUAAUAAGAGUACGUGAAUUUACCAUGGCUGAAAUUGAGCAUUUCUGUGAUCCAGAUGAUAAGAGUCAUCCUAAAUUUGAGAAUGUUGCAGACCUAAAGGUUAUGUUAUAUUCUGCAUGUAGUCAGAUGGAUGGAAAAUCAGCUGAAGCCUGGACAAUUGGUGAAGCUGUUGGAAAAAAAUUAAUAGCCAACCAAACACUUGGAUAUUUCAUGGCAAGAAUUUAUCUGUUUUUGAAUAAAGUUGGAGUGGACCCCAAGCGUUUACGAUUCCGUCAACAUCUAUCCAAUGAAAUGGCCCAUUAUGCCUGUGACUGUUGGGAUGCUGAAAUGAAAACAUCUUAUGGAUGGAUAGAAUGUGUUGGAUGUGCUGACAGAUCUUGUUAUGAUUUAACUCAACAUACAGAAGCUACUGGAGUUAAACUAGUGGCUGAAAGAAAGUUAUCCGAACCAAAGACUAUUGAUGUGACAGAACUCCAGCCACAGAUGGGGGUUCUAGGUAAAGCUUUUAAAAAAGAUGCUAAAUUAGUCUCAGAAUAUUUAAAUAAACUUAAAACAGAGGAUGUUUUAACAAUAGAAAAGAAUCUCUCUGAAAACAAAGAAUCGACCGUUACUGUGAAUGAUAAAGAUUAUAAAUUAACUCCUGAAAUGAUCACAGUUAAAAGAUACCAGAAAACAGUCCAUGUUGAAGAAUUGACGCCAUCCGUUAUAGAACCAUCGUUUGGUAUAGGACGUAUAAUGUAUUCUGUGUUUGAACAUAAUUUUAAAGUCCGUGAAGGUGAUGAACAGAGAUCAUAUCUUAGUUUACCAGCGUCCAUUGCACCAUAUAAAUGUUCUGUCUUACCAAUAAGCAACAAUCCUGAUUUUGGAAUCCACAUCAAAAAUAUUUCGCAAGCCUUGAAUCAAAAUGAUAUAUCGCAUAAAGUUGAUGAUAGUAGUGGUAGUAUAGGUAGAAGAUAUGCUAGAACUGAUCAGAUAGCUAUACCUUAUGGUAUUACUAUAGAUUUUGACACACUUAAAGAUACACCUCCCACAGCUACAUUACGAGAACGAGAUUCAAUGAAACAGAUCCGGGCCUCUUUGAACGAGUUACCCCAAAUAGUCAAAGAUUUGGUAGAUGGUAAAAGAACAUGGGAGGAUAUUACAAAUAAUUAUCCAUUAUUUGAACAACAAGAAACCACAAAAUAAUUUAUUGACAAUUGUAAAUUUUAACUUCUAUGUAUAUUAAGUAUGGUGCAUAUUCCUCCAAGCUAAACCGAUUUUCAUGACUUUGAAGUCAUCAAACAUGACAUUCAUGGAUGUAACUCUUUUAUGAAGAUUCUGUAAACCUCUUCAUGGUGAAAUCUGAAACCUUUUAAGAUAUUUGAUUUGAGUUCAUGACCUCACAGACAAUUUGGGAGAGCUGCCCAACUAAACACAGAUAGAACAAACAGUAUAAACUAUAAACCCAGCUUAGUCGGUAUGGAUAUAGGUCAUGUAUACAUAAUUCAUAGUAAAAAAUCCCCGGUAACAAACAUGACAAGACUGUGUUGAUAUAAAAAAGAUUUAUUCAGGACGCGUUUCGAGCAUUCGCCCUUUAUCAACUGGUUACAAAAAUGAUCCCGUUACCGGGUAUAUAUAGACAACAGAAUUAUUGCGCAUGCACAUAAAGUUGGGGAUUUUUUGUAUCCAUAAUUGUUAAACUCUCCCCAUAUAUGUUAUAACUAUAAGUAAUUGACAUCUACUCUUUAGGACUUAAAGCCUCUUGGGGGGGGGGGGGGGGGAUGGCUGAAUGCAUGCUGUAUCAUAAGGUCUGUCAUUGAGUCAACUGGCGUGGUUUCGAUUUCCUGGUUGUACGUGACAAAGUCGCCUGUCCAACUUCGGGGGUUUUCUCCAGGUCCUCCGGUUUCCUCCCACUUCUAAAGACCCCUACGCAUAAGCAAAUUAUUGAAAUAAAUUUGAACCAUGUGUUAGUCCCGAAAUGACCUAGUUUUUGUCGAGUGGACAUUAAACCCUAUUUCUCUCUCGCUCUCUCUUAAAGCCUUGGAUCAUCAUUAAAUUUUUCAGACAACAGCUGAUCUUUCAAGGCUUAAUCCAUGCUAAAACUGACUCAAAUUAAGAAAGGAACUAACAAAAUAAUCCAUUGUAGAUAAUCUCAUGACUCCAGUUAAAUCUGGGCCCUUAUUUACGAAAACUUAAACUAAGAUACAAUCGAAAUUUUAAGAAAUACUGCAAUUCGAUUGGCUGACUAGUACAAAUCAAUUUGCAUAUAUCCAAUGAAGUUGUCGUAUUUCUUAAAAUUUCGGUUGUAACUUAGUGUAAGUUUCCGUGAAUAAGGGCCCAGAUUAAUAGAGGUCUGUCAAUAGAAAUUAGCCACUGGCUUUUUUAUAUGGGUUAUAGAUGAAACCAUUUCUAGAUUUGAAGAUUCAACCCCAGUUGACCAUCAGUGGCUUUAAGCUGGAGAUUUGAUGUGUUUUCGGGGAGGCAAAACAUACCUAAAACAUGCAUCAUGUAAUUCUAUUGUUGUAAAUACAUAAAAAUGUUUAAAAAUGUAAAAAUAGUGAAUAUCUCUGAUUAAAAAAACAAAAACAA